GUGUUUGUGCUGAGAGAGUGAGAGAGAGGCACCGUAUAAAAGAAGCUGCCUUGAGAUUUCUAAAAUCCAUACAAAAACCUCAUAGGUAAGGAAACUUACCAGAUUUGGCCUUCGAUCUUUAGUGAUGGACCCAGAUGCAACCUCAGCUUAUUUGGACUACUCCUAUGCAACAAGCCAAAUUCCUGACAAUGAGGAGACCCGCUCCCAUGUUCCUUACACAUCUGUCUUUCUUCCCAUCUUUUACACGGUUGUGUUCCUGACUGGAGUGUUGGGGAACGUUGUCCUCAUGGGUGCGUUGCAUUUCAAACGGGGUAGCAGAAGACUGAUUGACAUCUUUAUCAUCAACCUGGCUGCCUCCGACUUCAUUUUCCUUGUCACGCUGCCUCUCUGGGUGGAUAAAGAAGCAUCCUUAGGACUGUGGAGGACGGGCUCUUUCCUGUGCAAGGGCAGCUCCUACAUGAUCUCAGUCAACAUGCACUGCAGUGUCUUCUUGCUCACCUGCAUGAGCGUUGACCGCUACCUGGCCAUCAUGUACCCAACAGUAUCCAGGAAAUUCAGGAGGAGAGACUGUGCGUAUGGAGUCUGUGCUGGCAUCUGGUUUAUCUCCUGCCUCCUGGGGUUGCCUACUCUGCUGUCCAGGGAGCUUAUCCUGAUUGAUGAUAAGCCAUACUGUGCAGAAAAGAGGUCUACUUCAGUUAAACUGGCGUGGGCCCUGGUGGUCUUAAUUUUCACUUUUUUUGCCCCCUUGCUGAGCAUCGUGACCUGCUACUGUUGCAUUACAAGGAAACUGUGUGCCCAUUACCAUCAGUCAGGAAAGCAUAACAAAAAGCUGAGGAAAUCCAUAAAGAUCAUCUUUAUUGUAGUGGCAGCCUUUGUCUGCUCCUGGCUGCCCUUCAAUAUUUUCAAGCUCCUGGCCAUUGUCUCUGGAUUGCAGCAAGAAUUCUACAUUUCCUCAGCUAUUCUCCAGUUGGGCAUGGAGGUGAGUGGGCCCCUGGCAUUUACCAACAGCUGUGUCAACCCUUUCAUUUACUAUGUCUUUGACAGCUACAUCCGCCGAGCCAUUGUGCACUGCCUGUGUCCUUGUCUCAAGAACUAUGACUUUGGGAGCAGCACUGAGACAUCAGAUAGUCACCUCACUAAAGCUCUCUCCAACUUCAUUCACACAGAGGAUUUUGCCAGAAGAAGGAAGAGAUCCGUGUCACUCUAAAAGGGGCUGUGUUGGUAGGUUGGGGAGUUACUUUUUUCACCAACAAAGAAAGAAAAAAAGUGUCGAUAAUGGGGUUCAUAUUGUUUCAUAAAUAUAAGACAAAGAGACAAUUUUUUAAAAAGAGGACUUAAAAGCCCCUGUGUUUGUGGAUAUAAUUCGGCCACGUGGAGUGCUUUCAGCUGAGUGGCUUAUUUGACCUUUGCCAAUCAGGCUCGCCAAGCAAAAUACAACUCAUAUCUGUCCUCGAACUCUUAAAGGUCCCUGCUUGGAUCAGUUGCUUUCUUCAUGAUUGUCUGUACACAUUCAGGCCUUUUUGUCUCUCAAGGACCUGGUACCUUGAUCCACAUCACCUUUCAUACUGGGUUUCAAAUUGAACAUUUAAAGGAUUCUGCUCACUUUCAUCAAAUGAGAAGUGUGGUAUUAACGCAGGCAGCAAAGAAUAUAAUAUACCUGUUCUCUAUAAUUAAUUGUUCCUGAGUAACUAAGAAAGGCCUGGCCUUAAUCUUUAAAGCCUUGUAUGGAGAUUCUUCAUGAUCUUCCAACAUUGUCUUUCAUCUCCUGCUCAUUCACAAUACUUUGGACUGGCAAAAAGCUCAUAGGGAUAAAAUCAUUUUGUACGGUGCUUAUGAUCUGGGACUUACUCUAACACCUGGUAUUCUAGUCCAGACUAUUUUAACCAGUAAGCAGAAGGCAAGGUUUGACCUUUAUUUAUUUGCCUUUAUAAGAAAUGUUGGUUGAAAUGUAUUUUGUUUUAAUAGUGUGCUAACUACUUUUUAAUGGAGUUUUACUACGCUCUUUUGUUUUCACUGCUUUUAUAAAUUAGGAUAUGAUUCACUUUAAUUACAUGUUUUUAAUUACUCAUUUGACUACUUAUCAAAUGAAAAUGUUACUACUAACUUAAUUGGAGGCCACCAAGUGUUUAACUCCACCCCCAGGCAGAAUUAUCAUUGUGUAUUUUAAUUAAAAUGCUAAUGCUAAAAUUCCCUAUAAUAUCGUUUGUUCUAUGUAUGUAAUUUCAAGACGUGAUCCAGUGACAUAGGAAAAGUUGAUUACCUAUAUUUCAGCCCAAGACAAAACUAUAAUGAAAAUAUUACUGGGAUUUCAUAGACAUUUUUCUAAGCCCAGAGACCUUUCUAAACUCAUUCACCUACUAAAUAUUUAUUGAGUUGACUUGUAUCUGUAUCUCUCUUAAAAACUUUAAAGUGAAAAACAUAUAAUUAGCAACAACCACAAAAUGCUUUGUAUUACCCAACAUGCUUUUAUAAACAUGUUUUGAUUCAAGAGAAAAUGGAUUAUGUGUUUUUCCCCCUGCUAUUGACUAAAAUGAAUUAUUGUUUUAUUUCUAAAUAUUAGGUUUGAAAAUCAGAGAAAACUUAGACUCUUUUCAGAGGUAGGUAAUUAAAUUUCAUUAAUUUCACAGUAAGUGAAAUCUCAGAUAUUGAACAUCUUCUUAUAUUAUAACCUAUUUAGAAGUUGAAAAUACAGCUUUUGGUUUUAUAAUUUAGAAAAUUUAUCUUAAUCCUUUGUUAAAUAAAAAUAUAAUUUUCUUAUAUAUUGUAAGUAUUCUUCUGUAUUAUAAAACAUACCUAAGAACAUAUUGACACUAAUACUUUAACAGCCUAUUAAUAAAUUACUGUGGCUAGAGACUGUGUAAAUUAUAACAAAUAAUGUGUCUUAGAAAACUUUUAAACUAAAUUCAAAACAAUUGACUAGAUUUCCAAGCAUUAAAACAAAAAAACAGAAGAUAGAAGACACGCACUUCUUUAAAACAAAUCAACAAAAGCAACCUUUUAAAAAAUAGCUAAAUCAGCUAAGACAUUUGUUGGGAAAUGAUAACACCAAUGUUAUUAAUUCUAGCUUCAUCCUUAAUGUUGAGACAUUGAGCAAGUCAUUUUAAUCUUUUCAUAGCUUAAGGCGGCAAUAUCUGUGUCUAUAGAAUUCUCGAGGAGAUUGUGAGAUUAAAAAAAGAAAACAAAUGUAAGUAGAAAAGUUACCAGAUAAAGCAGUUGAAUUUCAACUACUAGUUAUUGAGUGUUGCUUAAAAACGCCCAAACUAGAAUGUCAAAUGAUACUUAGCCACUCUCAUUUAGUAAAUAAUUGACCUUACUUCUAUUUUACCAUUUUAUCCCUUUUGUUUUUUCUGGGAAAAUUUAAAAUAACAUGUAAAAAAUUAUACUGUUGUACUUUGUAAUAUUUAAAAUCAAUAUGGUAAUUUUAUACUUUAAGAAAAUCUUAGUAUAUGUUAUAAUCUUCUAAUAGAUCGGCAUACUUUCAGAGAUGAUAAAACUCUGAUAGAAAAAUAUUUAAUAACUUGACUAAGUUGGUAUGUUAUUAUGUCAUAUAUUCCUCUGAUAUGAAAUAUAAUUUACAAUAUAAUAUAAAAGGGUUUAUCAUCAAUUAUUUUUAAAACAGCAAUAAUUUCUCAAUUUUUAAUAUGAACAAUUUCUAUUCAUGUAGACACAGAUAUAUGUAGGAACAGACAUAUAUUUAUAAAUUUUCAAGAUUUUUCAUAUCUACAUUAACUACCCUGAGGGCUACUUUGUGGCAAUUUAAUGUCAUUACAGAACAACUCAUGGAGUCACCAUGAGUCGGAAUUGACUAGAAGACAACUGUUUUUUGUUUUUUAUAGAAUAAAUUAACACAUAUUGCCAAGAAUUUCCAGAAAAUUAGUUUGGAAUACAAUCUGAAUACAAUCAUGCCUUGCUCAUUGCAACCAAAGUUUGAAAAACAAAAUAAAAUUUAAUAAUCAAGAGUCAAUAUUUAAAGAAAUCACUACAGAUUUGUCAUUUUCUGGCUACUGCCAGAACCUUAAUGGCCAAUAUAAAGGGAUAGUAAUCUCCCAAGCAUUUUUCAAAUAACUUUUCUUGAACUUACCACAGAAAAGCUCUCCCAUUAAACCCAAGGUAAAAUGUUGUCUGAUAAUUUAUAACUAAUUAAUAAAAUAGACAUACCCAGGGCACACACAGUUGCAAACACGCUCACUCCAUUUGGACCACACUGAGAAGAUUAAAACUAACCCGACACUCCUGGGAUUCCCUUAAUGCGUCCACUGUAAAGAGUCAGAAUCACCUCUGUGGUGAACUUAAGUGACAGUAACUGUCUUCAACGGAAGCUAUGUGCGUGACUGAGGGUGGUGUAUUACUAGGGUUCACAAGUUAAUCUCUAAAUAGAUGCAGAAAUGCACAGUAUGAUGGCAAAGUGAGUAAAAUAAAUCUGCCUCUAUGAUUCAUCUUGACUCCUCAAAUCUCUAUUCUCCGUAGUGAUCUCAGAAGUAAGAAAUGACUUGUCAAGUAUGUAUGCCACAGAGAACAGUAAGAUUUGGUUUUCCUAUAGAGCUCAUUCACAAAAGUCAUACUAUACUAAAAGAAUUACAAAUUUACUUCUAAAAGAGCCACCGGUAUAGACUGCUGACAAGAUGGUGGCCCCCAGCUCCACUAGAGAGGGAAGUGCUAUCAGGAGAAAAAGCAGGAGGGUGGAGUCCCUGGGUGCAGUUAAUGUGCUCAGCUUCUAACUGAAAGGUUGGAGGUUUGAGUCCACUCAGAUGCACCACAGAAGAAAGGCCUGGCAAUAUACUUCUGAAAAAUUAGCCAUUGAAAACCCUACGGGCACAGUUCUGCUCUGAGACAUGUGGUCACCAUGAGUCAGAAAAGACUCAGCGGCAACUGGUAUUUUCAUAAGUACUGCUAUGCCGAUUUUUGUCUUACAUGUUGCUGAAAAGAAAAAAUUAGCAUAGCGCGAUUACAAAAAUGCCUUGCGGCGGUGUGUAGGGGGCAUGGUUGGCAAACAAACUUAGAAGGUACACAUUAUUUGUGUAAAAAUAUGAUACCUGUAGAUUCCUUCAAAAUAGUCAAAACCCCAAAUAUCAAACUGAAUGCAAAGUGUCUGUAUUAUACAAUGCAUUAUGACAGCCAUACCAAAAAAAAAAAAAAAAAAAAAGUUGCCAUGGAGUCAAUUCAGAAGAGAACUGACCCUUUGGGUUCGGACCUCCAAACUUUCCGUUAGCAGCCUAGUGCUUAACCACUGUGCUGCCAGGGCUCCUCAUGACGGCCAUAAGUUGGUUAAAUCUUAUUGUAACUGAUGGAUUCUAAGGCAGGCAUAUUACUGUCAUGCUCUGACAUAGCCUCUUUCUGCCACUCUUGUGCGCGCACAUAUGCAAAUACACAAACACAAGAUGUGCAAACAGCUUAUAAGCAUGUAUUGAUUCUUGUUGCUCACAUUCAAUCUGAAGUACUUGAAUUAAAUACGGCUAUUUUACAUCCAUCAGAAAGAAUCCAAGCAAGGAGGAAAUAAAGCAGCUUAAAAACACAGUAAAUAGAAAACAUGAAAAUAAAAUGACACAUAAGUAUAACUAUGUCAGCCAUUACAUUAGAAAUAAAAAUGGAUUUGAAUCCCUACUAAAAGGCUGAACAAAUAGAAGGCUUACAGUCAGCUACUAUAUACAUACGGCACUUUAUCAGACUCUGGAGGAUCCAGGUAGAGAAGUAAGACUUGUUUCCUCAUGGAGUUUACAAGCCACACUGUUAACUGAUGUUUUUGAGUCAAAGAAUGAAGUCCUGGCAUCCAGGAAGAAGUUAAUAUAUUAAAAGGAAAUCACAAGUCAAAUAACUUUUCUUUGGUUUUUCCAAUGUUUAGGGAAAAGCCCAUACUAUAGAAGUCGCUUCGUUCAUACAAGUGUCAUGGCUGAUACGGCUAUUUCCUUAGUUAUAUACAGUAGAACUAUAGUUCUGUGGAAAACUAUAUCAAUAAGUGAUCCAGUAAUAUAGGAAAAGUUGAUUAUCUGUAUUCAGCCCAAGAGAAAACUAUAAUGAAGAUAUUACUGGGACUUCAUAUACAUUUUUGUAAGCCCAGAAACCCUUCUAAAUUCAUUCACCUAAUAAAUAUUUGUUGAGUUGACUUGUUCCUAUAUCUGUCUUAAAAACUUUGAAGUGAAAAACAUGUAAUUAGCAGCAACCACAAAAUGCUUUGUAUUAUUUCCUAAAUACAGUUAUAUAUUUAAUACAUAGUUAUAUAUUUCAGAAAUAUAUUCCUUAAAGAAAUGUUUGCAUUGGCAUCCCCAAGUGACAAUACUCUCAAUGUCUUUAAAGAUUUUUAAACUCAAGAGAUUAUUCAAACACAAGCACAUCUGGAACAGUAUUUCAGUUUAAAUUUAUUUUCAAAUGAUAUUUCAAAACUAAAAAUUAUUUUAAAAUAACUAAAAGUUAUUUUCAGAACCAAAAAGGUAUGCAAAGCAAAGUCAAUGACUCCACACCAACCUUGCCUAGAGACAGGGAUUUCAUGAGAUGCCCUGUCGUUUACCCUCAGUUUAGAAGCAAAACCAAAACUGACGAUUCAGGUGCCGAAGUUGUAAACGAGAAAUGAAACUUGGCCUGUGGUUUGAUGUUUCAAGCAAACAUACCGAUUCAGAGGGGUUGUCUUUGAAGGUGGAUGGAAACAACUAGUUUAGUUCUAAUGAGAAAGGUGUUCAUGCAAUGUAGAGCCAACUUCUGCGCAUUAAUAAAAAGUCUAAAAUUAGAAAAUUAAAGAAUUGGGAAGAAAGUCAAUGCAGGACUGUGCAACGCAUGUAGUUAUUAGGAUUUCAAAGCACAAUAAUUUCAGGUCUAUAAUUCAAAAAUAGGAAAAAAAUACUGCCAAUAAAGUCAUUAGAAAUUUCAACAUUAUAAUCAACAAUAACUAAAUUUAUUUUUUUCCUGUUAAAUUAGCAAAGAUUUAAACACUAAUACUAAAGUUGACCAGAAUUGGUGGUAUGGGGUAUGGAGAAGCCUUCUUGGACUAUUGAUGGAGUAUGAUAUCAUUAAAUAUUUAGGAGGAAAUUUAGAACAUAGAUAAAAAAUAAUUCCACUUCUAGGAUUUUACCCUGUAAAAAUGGCCAUGUGUGAAGAUAUAUGUACCUGCAUUUUUAUUACAUCAUUGUAAAUAUAGAAGAACGAAAAUGACCUAAAUAUCCACUAGUAGAGAACUGACUGAAUAAAUCAAGGUUCAGGUACAUCCUUACAAUGGAAUACUAUGCAGCCUUUAAAAAUAUUGUAAGUGUGCUGACAUGGUAAGACCUUCAUAAUAGAGAGUAAAUAAAAUUAAUGAAAAAAAACUCAAAACAAUAUCUACAGGAUGAUCACGAUUGUAAACUAUAUCGCUUGAAUAAAAAAAUAGUAGGAUGGUAACAACAAUAUGUUAAAUUUAUUACGAAUGAGGUUACAGAGCAUCUCUAUUUAUUUUUUACUAUUACCUGUGUUUUCCAUAGAAAACAAGUGUUAAUUCUGUAGUUUAAAAAAAAAAAAAACUAAAAUUUAAUUUGAUUUUUUUUAAUGAAGUACACAUAAAAAAAAAGCAACGGUAAAUUUGUUGUUAAACAUUAAUUCUCAAUCGUAGGCCCUCCAGUUCUUCAUUGUCUUGUGAUUCUAGUCUCUUAAGUAAAUAUAACCCCUACCUUAGCCUUUUUACACCUCCCUAAUAAUCUUUUCACUCUUUUUAGAGUGUAGAACAUAAGAGUGUACAACAUAGGAGGAACAGUUUGAAAACUGAUUGUUGUUAGGUGCUCUCAAGUCGAUUCCGACUCAUAGCAACCCCCUGUACAACAGAAAGAAACACUCUCUGGUCCUGAACCAUCCUCAUAAUCGCUGCUAUUUUUGAGGCCAUUGUUGCAGCCACUGUGUCUAAUACAUUUCAUUGAGGGUCUUCCUCUUUCGCAAUGAUUGUCUACCAAGUAUGAUGUCCUUCUCCAGGGUCUAGUCCCUUCUGAUAACAUGCCCAAAGUACAUGAGAUGAAGUUUCCCCAUCCUCACUUCUGAGGAGCAUUCUGGCUGUACUUCUUCCAGUACAGAUUUGUUCACUCUUCUAUUAGUCUAUGGUAUAUUCAAUAUUCUUUGCCAACAUCAUAAUUCAAAGGCAUCAAUUCUUCUUCAGUCUUCCUUAUUCAUUGUCCAGCUUUCACAUGCAUAUUAGGCAACUGAAAAUACUAUGGCUUGUCAGGUGCACCUUAGCCCUCAAGAUGACAUCUUUGCUUUUUAAUACUUUAAGGAGGUCUUUUGCAGCAGAUUGGUCGAAUGCGAUGUGUUGAUUUCUUGCCUGCUACGUUGACUGUGGAUCCAAGUAACACGAAAUCCUGGACAACUUCAGUAUUUUUCUUCGUUUAUCAUGAUGUUGCUUAUGGGUCCAGUUGUGAGGAUUUUUGUUUUAUGUUGAGGUGUAAUCCAUACCGAAGGCUGUAGUCUUUGAUAUUCAUCAGUAUGUGCUUCAAGUCCUCUUCACUUUCAGCAAGCAAGGUUGUGACAUCUGCAUAUUGCAGGUUGUUAAUGAGUCUUCCUCCAAUCCUGAUGCCCUGUUCUUCUCCAUAUAGUCCAGUUUCUCAGAUUAUUUGUUCACAUACAGAUUGAACAAGUAUGCUGAAAGGAUACAACCCUGAUGCACACCUUUCA
Loxodonta africana (African savanna elephant) is the source of this 8619-nucleotide messenger RNA. It is a transcript of the gene GPR15, whose product is annotated as G protein-coupled receptor 15. The transcript has a single exon. Gene Ontology annotation, molecular function: C-C chemokine binding; C-C chemokine receptor activity. Gene Ontology annotation, cellular component: membrane; external side of plasma membrane. The record is from RefSeq and is a predicted model, not a curated record. Gene Ontology annotation, biological process: positive regulation of cytosolic calcium ion concentration; cell chemotaxis; immune response. Bases 125 to 1207 code for a protein of 360 amino acids. Lineage: Eukaryota; Metazoa; Chordata; Mammalia; Proboscidea; Elephantidae.